AUGAACAAUACUGCAAACACUGCAAGCAGGCCCAACUUGGAGCCUCUAUGGACCAACUAUCGCAACCUGGGCGGAAUGCCAAAGACUGCAUUCAAGCCUGCCACCAGCCCAGAAGGCAUGUCAUCUCCCUCGCCCAUGUCUCCGAAAAGUCUACCGUCCCCAAUGCAUCCGACUGUGUACACUAGCUACACGACGAAACAGCACGAGCGCUCCAUGGUCAACAGAUUCGAUUCGGAAAGGAGUCAACCGAGUUCCAGUAGCUCCGCGAAGAGUCUACGGUCCAUUGAGGAGGAAGAAACACCCCUCACGGCUCGUCUCGAGAGAUUCAGCAUCUUGCCGCCUCUGACUCUAAAAUUCGGGCUGCCCUCUCCGCCCGCGGCGCCGCCGGCUCAACUGCUCUCGCCCCGGCCAAACCGAGACUCUCUACAUAGAGCGAGAACAUUAUUAGAGCCAAAGACUGUAUCAAUACCGCAGCAAUCGCUGGAACCAUCCUAUGAGAGACUAUAUCGUAGGAAUAGCGCAACAACAGGUGCCAGACCGCUGCCACCACCACCUCCUCCGCCACGGAAACAGUCUGUCAUGGAGAUUCGUGACCAACUACGGAACUGGGGCCAUGUAUAUCACGGCAACAUUGAAACCGCCGACGCAUUUGUCAUUGCUCGUUCCCUCCGGAGACAAAGCACCUCGCCCAUUCACCUCAGGGCCGGCGGCGUUAUUGGUUCACCCACGUCGUCGAGAGGAGCCUCACACAAUGCCAACCGCCAAACGAUACGAGCCAUCAUUCGGCCCAAGGCCCUCGAGAGGCAGUCCUUUCUCGUCCAGAGAACCUUUGACAUGGACGAGUUGCGCGCCACCAUUCCGGAUCCCGUCCCCCAUUACCACGGAGCUUUGCGCCCGUCACCAGCCUCUUUUUCGGGACAACGGCAGCAGCAAGACCGAUCCGGUACCUCUUCACCCUCUCCUGCUCCCCGGUCAAUGGCGGCGGCGGCAUCCCGUCCUCCGAGGCCUUUGCUGGCGAGGAGGCGAAGUAGCGUUCGCUCCAGCGAGCUGUUGUCAGGGCGCGGUCGGGCCAGUGUUAGUCUAGACCACGAAGCCUUGAUAUGCGAUCCCAAAACCGUGCCUAUUCAUCUCAAGUACGCAAGAGCUUACUUCCCCGUGCUGGCGGCCCUGCUGGUGUCUGGUCAUGUCCGUGAAGGCGAUAUCAUUUACCUACCUCUGCCUCAUCCCGAGGUCUGGCCGCAGACGGUCAGGUAUAUCUAUCUCGGGCAGGAUGAUUUGAGCGCUGCCAUGAGGGAGAAUAUCCUAUAUCUCGCCGGUAAAGUCUAG
Messenger RNA from Pestalotiopsis fici W106-1, 1326 nucleotides. RefSeq lists its product as uncharacterized. The coding region runs from base 1 to 1326 and encodes 441 amino acids. The transcript has 3 exons. The record is from RefSeq and is a predicted model, not a curated record. NCBI's taxonomy places the organism in Eukaryota, Fungi, Ascomycota, Sordariomycetes, Amphisphaeriales, Sporocadaceae.